Molecule: messenger RNA, 1094 nt
Organism: Cyanistes caeruleus (blue tit)
Lineage: Eukaryota; Metazoa; Chordata; Aves; Passeriformes; Paridae
Source: RefSeq, a predicted model, not a curated record
GCCGCGGCUCGGCUUUCUAACCCAACCCCCGUCCCCCGUCUGCCCCCGCAGGUUUGGGCCCCGAUCAUGAAGAUCCCGCUGCUGGUCUCCACGGGAAUCCUGCUGGUCGCCCUCCUGCCCUGCCAGGAGUGCAGAGCUCUCAGCAAGAGCCCGGCACCUGCCCCCGGGGCUCUGCACCAGCCAGAUUUCUUUCAGCAGCAGCAGCAGCAACAGCAGCAGCAGCAGCAGCAGCAGCAAACUCUGCCCGUCCUGCUCCGCAUGGGAGAAGAGUAUUUCCUGCGCCUGGGCAACCUUCACAAGAGACCCGUGGGCUCUUUCUCCGCCUCCUCCAGCAGCACCAGCCACCUACAGCCCGAAGCCUCCGCCAGCAACUUUUUCCGGGCGGCGGUUCAACAGCUGCAGCAGCUGCCCGAGCGCUCGCCGGGGAACCGAGAGGACGGCGAAGCCGAGGGUGAGGCCGUGGAGAGGGAGAAGCGAUCCGAGGAGCCCCCUAUUUCUCUGGAUCUGACUUUCCACCUCCUGCGAGAAGUCUUGGAGAUGGCCCGAGCCGAGCAGUUGGCGCAGCAAGCUCACAGCAACAGGAAACUGAUGGAGAUAAUCGGGAAGUGAAACGGCCCCUCCCCGCCUUGCCAAAGAGAUUCCGCAGUUAGCACAAGAAUAAUUACACCGUCCGAUGUACCAUAGUGCUGCUCUGAUGUCAUCUCUUUAUUUUUAUAUAGCUUUAAACCUAGAAGGGUGUACUCCGAACAGCCUCCGUCCCUUGACUAGCAUGCACAACCGUGUACCAAGUGCAGAAACACGAGUGUCGUUCGUAACCUCCCCUACCUUUAUUUAUUUCUCCAUUUCCCAGUUAUUCUAGUGCCAUCGCUACGUAGGGAUGUGUGAGCAUUGGAAGAAAUGGUGCCAAGAAGACAGAAAACUUUUCUGCUGGGGGCAGGGAGGUGGGAGGGGGAAUCUCUGUAAGCUACUUUCAAUCCACUUUUUUUUUUUCCUGUAAACAUUUUCACAAUAAAACAUCUUUUCAGCGCUCGGUCGAUUUGGUUGUGUAAGAGAAUGUUUAAUAUUUAUAUUUUUAAUAAAAGCUGCAAAGUAAA